Hippoglossus stenolepis (Pacific halibut) is the source of this 2448-nucleotide messenger RNA. It is a transcript of the gene selenop, whose product is annotated as selenoprotein P. The record is from RefSeq and is a predicted model, not a curated record. Gene Ontology annotation, molecular function: selenium binding. Lineage: Eukaryota; Metazoa; Chordata; Actinopteri; Pleuronectiformes; Pleuronectidae. Gene Ontology annotation, cellular component: extracellular region. The transcript has 5 exons. Gene Ontology annotation, biological process: selenium compound metabolic process.
UUGUCCUCCUUCCUGAUAGCAAAACAACAAGCAGAGUAUAAAAGGGGGGAGCAGCGGGGGCAGAGGCUUGUUUUUGUUCCUGGAGUUGCAGCAGCGAAGAACUGAGCAGAGGGAAGGAAACUUUUUAACCAAACGACUUGGGGCAGUGAGGAGGCACCACAGUGAUGUGGGUGAGCCUCAGCCUGCUCCUCUCUCUCUGCCUGCUCCAUGGGGGCGGAGCAGAGAGUGACGGAGGUGGGCCUCGCUGUCAGCCGCCGUCAUCGUGGAAGAUAGGGGAGGUGGAGCCGAUGAAGGAGAGGAUGGGCCAGGUGACAGUGGUGGCCCUUCUGCAGGCUAGCUGACUGUUCUGCUUGGUGCAGGCUUCCAGAGUGGACGGCCUGCGCCUGAAGCUGGAGAGUCAGGGCCUGAGGGAUGUGACCUACAUGGUCAUUAACCACCAGGGGGAGCAGGCACAGCGCCUGCACACCAUGCUGGCACAGAGACUAUCAGGGAACAUCAUCCUGUACAAACAGGAGGAGCAACAGCCUGAUGUCUGGCAGACGCUGGGGGGAGAGAAAGACGACUUCUUGAUCUAUGACAGGUGUGGCCGUCUCACCCACCACAUUUCCCUCCCAUACUCCAUCAUCGGACAAGGUCAUGUCGAGGGUGCGAUCAAAGAUACCUACUGCAAACGCAUGUGUGGGGACUGCACACAUGAGAGCGCUGAGAUUCCAGAGGAGUGCAAAGGGAAAGCAGAUGCACAGCCUGAUGCAGAUGCUGCCCCAGCUGUGGAGGAAGACACAGGACAUGGUAACGGGCAUGGUCACCAUCAUGGACAUCACCAUGGUCAUGACCAUGCCCACCAUGGGGAUAAUCAUGGGUUUCACCCCCGUGGCGUUGGCCAUGGCAAUGGUCACCACCAAGGUCAACACCAUGGAAAUCAUGAUAACCAUGACCAUGGACAAAGCCAAACUCAACAAGAUCUUAGGCCACAGGGGCAAGAGCAGAAUGGUCAGGUGUUUCAAGGGCAGCAACAAGCAGAGUUAGGCCAGAUGCAGCAAGCAGUGCACAUGCAGAUGCCACAGGAGGCCCAUGGAGCCCAUGUGAGGCCCUGAGUACCAAAGAAGUUGAGUUGAAAAUCAAAGCACAGCUGACAGGGGACAGCAGGCUCUGACAACGAAGCCUUUCCUAAGGUCAGCUGAUGCUGACACUGACGCAGGCUGUUUGGGGAAGCAGGGAGCGAGGAGCCCGUCGGUCUCUGACACUGUGAUGAGGCGCUGCCCGCCUCCUGACAGUGACACGGACUGAUAGGCGAUGCAUCCAAUAAUGUUAGGGAGACCUGACAGUGACGCUCGCCUCCUGCUGACUGACAGCAGCCUCAGCCAGCCCAGUGACCCUGACCCCCAGGUGUAGUGAGCUGAGGAUGAGAGCAGCUGUAAGCUGACUCUGAUAUCAGCCUCAUAUUAACAUCUGCUAACAACACCACGGUCAGGUGCACUUUUUACCAACAAGUAUUACCCUGGGAAAGGGCGGGGCCGUCCCUGACAGCAUGUGUGAUAGAUGAACAGAAGAUGUCCAACAUCCCAAUGAAAGAUAAACACAUGCCUUAAAACAUGUGGUGUGUUUCACCCGUCUCAGCAUGUCUGUCAGUGUGUCGCUCCCAUUUUUUCUCAGGAGUAUACGUGGUUAUCAUAUUUGUAAAUUGCCUUUUCCAGUUCGCUCUCCAUCCUUUAUGAAACCAGGCGCAGAAACUACGCUCUAGUGGCGUCUGUAUGAAAUCCGGCAGGAGAGAGAGGAGAAGGUAGUUAGGGAACAUGAUAAGCACUCAAAAUAUUUUAUAAUUAAGUAUGAGAGGAUGUUUGAAGAAACAGAGAAAUGUGAUAGACUCUGCAAACACAACAAAAAUGAAUGAUUAAGAGGGAAUAAGAUAAGAUGAUAUCACAGUAACAUCAUAUUAGGAGAAUUAAAUCUGUAGUCUGUAGUUUUUUGGGGAAACCUGAAAGCACAAAACAUGUAAAAGCAAACCUAAAAAACUUCACAUCAGCGACAUGUUUAUCUGUAGGGCCUGAUAUCACUGUUUUUAAGCACAUAUAAUGGCAGUAACCACUUCUUUUUGUUUUGCAAAGUCACUUGAUUACACUAGUGUAUCUCUUUUCAGCUUUCAACGUGCACAUUUUAAAAUGACAUUUCUUUAUUUUGCAUUUACUAGACUUGUAGGCUGCAAAUUGUUCAUUUAUACAAGGCUUGUUUAAAAAAUAAAAAAAAUAAAAUGCUCUAUUGUUUGGGAAAAGACAGAAAGAAAAAGAGAGUGAAGCGAUGAAUGAAUGUUGGAAUACAUUCUGUACUUAAUGACGGUUUCUGUGGGAAGGUCACGAUCACCCUGAAAACCUGAUGCCUGCACAGAGAACUGUAUUGUGUUAAUGUCGUCACAAAUGCAAAUGAAAAUGGAAUAAAGAUGGUUGAGUUGCA